UGUUUCGUGGCUGUAGAUGUCUUGGCCUCCUGCUGUGUUAACUCUCCAUCAUAACCAGGUUUUGGAGGUGCAUUGGGUUACCUUUUGGGUGCCAUCGACUGGGCUCAUCUGGAGAUAGGAAGAAUGCUGGGCACAGAAUUCCAGGUCAUGUUCUUCUUCUCCGCCUUGGUGCUCACUUUGUGUUUUAUUAUUCAUCUCUGCAGUAUUCCUGAAGCCCCACUUAGAGAUGUUACAAAGGACACAUCCCCACAGCAAGCCCCCCAGGACUUUCCAUUGCCAUCAGACAAAAUGUACCAGUAUGGGUCUAUUGAGAAAGCUAAAAACGGUUCUGUAAACCCAGAGCUGACAUUGAAGGGAGAAAAAAACAAAAAUCCUGCUGAACAGACUAGGAAGGCAAUGACCAUGAAGUCACUGCUGAGCGCGCUGGUGAAUAUGCCUCCCCACUACCGCUGCCUUUGCCUCAGCCACUUCAUUGGAUGGACCGCCUUCCUGUCUAACAUGCUCUUCUUUACAGAUUUCAUGGGCCAGAUUGUGUACCAAGGGGAUCCCUACGGUGCACACAACUCCACAGAGUUUCUCAUCUAUGAAAGAGGGGUCGAGGUUGGAUGUUGGGGCUUGUGCAUCAAUUCCGUGUUUUCCUCACUUUAUUCUUACUUUCAGAAACCUUUGGUAUCCUACGUCGGAUUAAAGGGUCUUUACUUCAUGGGGUAUCUGCUAUUUGGCCUGGGGACAGGAUUUAUUGGGCUUUUCCCGAACGUCUACUCCACCCUGGCUCUGUGUACCUUGUUUGGUGUGAUGUCCAGCACUCUGUACACUGUGCCCUUUAACCUCAUUGCCAAGUACCACCGCGAGGAGCAGGAGGAGAAGAGACAGCAGGCCCCGGGAGGGAGCGAGGACGGCGGUGGGAGAGGGCAGGGCCUGGCCUGCGCUGUCCUCACCUGCAUGGUGCAGCUGGCGCAGAUCCUGGUUGGAGGUGGCCUGGGCUUUCUGGUCAACAAGGCUGGGAGCGGCAUCGUGGUGAUCACGGCCUCUGCAUUGGCGCUGAUCGGCUCCUGUUUUGUGGCUCUCUUUGUUAGAUACGUGGAUUAGAUCAAUAAACGUUGUCCCUUCCCUCAGACACAGGGAAGUCCAUGGCAGGAAA
Molecule: messenger RNA, 1141 nt
Organism: Leptonychotes weddellii (Weddell seal)
Lineage: Eukaryota; Metazoa; Chordata; Mammalia; Carnivora; Phocidae
Source: RefSeq, a predicted model, not a curated record